Fusarium fujikuroi IMI 58289 is the source of this 1446-nucleotide messenger RNA. Its product is annotated as related to multidrug resistant protein. Bases 1 to 1446 code for a protein of 481 amino acids. The record is from RefSeq and is a predicted model, not a curated record. NCBI's taxonomy places the organism in Eukaryota, Fungi, Ascomycota, Sordariomycetes, Hypocreales, Nectriaceae. Gene Ontology annotation, biological process: transmembrane transport. Gene Ontology annotation, molecular function: transmembrane transporter activity. The transcript is spliced from 5 exons.
AUGUCGACAACGCCUCAGAUGUCGCAAUCAGGCUUUCAGGAUGAUCAGUUGGAGGCUGGUGCACGGGAAGAUGUUGGGACUGAGGCGCAAGAGAAGCCUUUGUCGACCACUGGAACAAUGGUUGAUGAGCCUCAGCCGAAUCCUAAUGUUGUUGACUGGGACGGACCAGAUGAUCCCCAGCACCCACUCAAUUGGUCCAAGGCCCAGAAGAAUCUCCAUGUUGGCAUUGUGAGUCUGUCCACUCUUGCAGCAAACCUGGCUGCCACAAUGUUUGCUCCAGGAGCAGCAGAAUUAUCCGAUGAGUUCAACAUCACCAGCGCCACAGUCACAGCCAUGACAGUCAGUCUCUACGUCCUGGGCUUCGCGCUAGGUCCCCUCCUGCUUGCGCCUCUUUCAGAAUUGUAUGGGCGUCUCAUCAUCUAUCACUUUUGCAACAUGGUUUACAUGGCCUUCACAAUCGGCUGUGCGUUCAGCACAAACGUCGCCAUGUUUCUCGUCUUCCGCAUCAUCGCCGGCUGCGCUGCCUCAGGCCCAAUGAGUAUUGGUGGAGGUACUGUCGCAGAUCUUUUCGUCCAGGAGCAGAGAGGGAAGGCCAUGGCUCUCUUCGCUGUUGGGCCACUUCUUGGACCCGUGAUUGGUCCCAUCAUUGGAGGAUUUGUCUCCGAGAACGUCGGGUGGCGAUGGACAUUUCGAAUCCUUCUCAUUUUGUCUGGCAUUCUUGCUACUGUCACAUUUGCCUUGAUGAAAGAAACAAAUUACACCGUCAUCCUGCAAAAGAAGGCUCUUCGAAUGCGCAAAGAAACUGGUAACGAGAAACUGGUCGCCAAGUCGAGCAGAGAUGAGACUGCUGGACAAAUGCUGGCACGUGCCAUUGUACGGCCUCUGAAGCUGCUCAUUUUCUCCCCAAUCGUGCUCUUGGUGUCUCUCUACACCGGUAUUCUCUUCGGUCUCAUCUUCCUCCUCUUCACCACCUUCCCCUCUGUCUUCCAAGACGUCGACAAGCUCCUUGGAAGCAAGAAGGGCGAAGAGAAUGCCGCUCCCAGGCCAGAGGAUCGUCUUCUUCUCAUGAAAUGGCUAGGUCCUAUUACUCCGCUUGGCCUUUUCAUCUAUGGCUGGACAGCAGAAAAUCGUGUUCACUGGAUCGUCCCUAUCAUCGGCACAUUCAUUGUGGGGUUUGGUUCCCUUUUUGUGGUCAUCCCUGGUCAGAUUUACCUAGUUGAUGCGUUUGGAGCCGAGGCAGCUGCCUCUGCUAUGGCGGCCAAUUUGUUGGUCCGCUCGCCCUUCGGAGCCUUCCUUGACCUCACAGCCGAGCCUCUGUACUCGAAGCUUGGGUUGGGUUGGGGUAACAGCGUCCUUGGCUUCAUAACCCUUGCCUUCACUCCUGUUCCGUGGAUCUUCUACACUUACGGUGAGAGACUUCGGACUCACUUCCAGGUUGAUCUGUAA